AUGUUUCAUAGAGCAGAAAAUACCAAGGGUACCUUCCUGGAGCAAACUAAAGCAGCCAGGGAGGAAAGAGCCUUUGAAAAACGCAAGGAAACAGCCGCUAUUGUGCUACAAAAAAAUAUAAGAGGAUGGUUACAAAGGGUGAGAUUUACAAAAGAUAUACUAGAUGAAUUUGAUGAAUACAUUCCCGAUAUUCCUGAAUCAGAAAAACCCGUUUUAAAACCUUCUGUACAAGUUUUCCAUCAAGUGAGUCGUUUCAUGAUUGUAUGGCAAAAACAAAGGGAUAAAGACAGGUUUGCGAGGUUAUGUCGUUAUUUAAUCGCCAGUUUGGACUCGGAUUCACCCAAAUUAAGUUAUGUUGGAAUGGCUUUGAAUAAAGAUUAUGUUAUUAGAUGGAUAUCACACAUAAAUGAUAUACUUUGGAAGUGUUGUGGUUAUUUAGAAGAUUUAAAACCUGAAUUGGCAUCUGAAAUGAUAUUAAUUUUAUUAUUUUUACAUAUGCUAGUUUCUUUUACCACCACAAAUACUUGGGUUAUUUUAAAAAAUAAAAAUACUGAGGUAUUAAAAAUUGGUAUGAAUCAAUUGUGUGCUAAUAUUAUGGGGCAACUAUUUCAUAAAGGUUUUUAUUUAACUUUAAAGAGUUUACUUUUACGAGGUUUGGGAAGGUCAAAAAUUUUAUUUAAAAAUGUUUCUUUAUCAGCUAUUGUUACAUUGGCAUUAAGACCUUUGAUUUCUGCAAAUUUUUCCGAUAAGUUAAUGACUAUGUUUUUGAUUCAUAUUUUAUCAGUUCCUGGACUUAUUCAACACUUAGAAACAUUAACACCUGAGUGCAUAUCCAAAUUAGUUUCGCAUAAAAUAUUUCCGAAGAGUUUGGAGUUGUUGGCAAGCCAACAAUCAAUGAGAAUUGUGUUUAAUACGUUAGAAGGAAAUUAUGCUUUAUGUUUAUUAGCAAAUUUACUUCAAUUGGCCCAAGUCGAAAAAGACACAACUUUACCUGAAUUAUGUUUUCCUACUUUCACUGUUGUUAUAACUGGAUUAUUAGAAAGUUGCCAAAACUAUGUAGUUAGUAAACAAUCAAACUUAACACAUUGGCAUCCAGUUUUGGGUUGGUUUGCUCAACCAAUGGAUCCAUCUUUACAUGCUGCAAUGCCCCAUGUUAAGACUCAAUUACAUAUUUUAUGGAAUUCACAAAUGAUAUCAAUUUUAUUAGGUAAUUAUUUAUCAGAAAUGGUUAAAGAUGUUUCAUUACCUCAAGUAGCAGCAAGUCCAACUACGUCUCAUUUUAGUGGUGCUAAUUUUAUAAAAAGAGCUUUAGAAUCUCGCGGAAAUCGAGCCAAUACCCAACGAGUUUAUCGAUCGUUGGGGAGUCCAGAGGUUUAUCGUAUCGUUCUUUUAUGUUCCAUGUAUCAUACAGCAUUGAAUACAUUAACUCAAUUAAGACUUGAUAUUUUAACCGGUUUGUGUUAUCAAGGAGAAAUUUUAUAUAAUUUAUGGUUAUUUCUUUGUUCGCUUGGACCAAAUUGUGGAAUAAAAACUUUUCUGGAUCAUUUAGCUUUUCAUACUAAAAGUAGCACACCUGAAUUUCAACUUUUACAAUUAUUUGCGGAUUGUAUGACACAUUACAUAACAAUUUUAGAUGAUAUGGAAAUGUACGAACAACAAUAUCCCUUUAGAUUAACAGAUUUAAUCUUAAUGUCAAGUUUUGUUAAUGUAUUUUUAUACAAAGCGGUUUUGGGGAAUUUAUUUGAUUUAAAAACGAUACAAAGCAACAUUCUAUUCCAAUCAUUACACACGUUAUUAAUGGUGCUAUAUAAAAGAGAUUGCAGAAGAAAUUAUUCGCCGCAAGGACAUUGGUUGAUUAAAGAGAUUAAAAUCUCAACGUUUAUGACGGAUUUAGAUAAAGGGAGAAGAGCCCCGCAACUUUUAUUGCAAAGUAUGCCUCAUAUCAUUCCUCACGAGGAACGAGUCCGUCUAUUUCGGAAAUAUAUCACUAACGAAAAAACCGUUUUGGGUUUAACAGAAUCUGCUUGUGCUUCACCACAAUCUACACUAAUUACAAUUCAUCGAGCAAGAAUUGUUGAAGAUGGUUAUAGACAAUUAGCUUUAUUACCAGCUCAAGCUCUAAAAGGUGUAAUUCGUGUACGUUUUAUAAACGAGCAAGGUUUAGAUGAAGCGGGAAUUGAUCAAGACGGUGUUUUUAAAGAAUUUCUUGAAGAAAGUAUAAAAAAAAUUUUCGAUCCAGCAUUAAAUUUUUUUAAAGGAACUAGUGAAGGACGUUUAUAUCCAUCUCCGACGUCUUGUAUGCAAGAAAACCAUCUCCAAUUAUUCGAAUUUGUCGGGCGAAUGUUGGGAAAAGCCGUUUACGAAGGAAUCGUCGUCGACGUUCCUUUCGCCCUUUUCUUUUUAAGUCAAGUGCUGGGACAAACCGCCCAAGCGCUUUAUAGUUGCGUCGAUGAAUUGCCCUCUUUGGACGAUGAAUUGUAUAGAAGUUUGAGUUAUAUUAAACAUUUUAAGGGGGACGUUGCCGACUUGGAUUUGACUUUUAGCGUUGAUGAGGAUAGUUUGGGGCAAUUGGUUACGCAUGAAUUGAUUCCCGGUGGAAAAGCUGUGCCUGUUACAAAUGAAAAUAAGAUUAAUUAUAUACAUUUAAUGGCACAUUUUCGGAUGCACGUACAAAUUAAGGAUCAAACAAGUGCAUUUAUUAGAGGUUUUAGGUCAAUUAUUAAUCAGGAGUGGUUAUCACUUUUUUCAACACCAGAAUUACAAAGAUUAAUUUCCGGUGAUAACGUUCCGCUUGAUUUGAGAGAUUUGCGGAAACACACUCAAUAUUAUGGAGGUUUUCAUGAUUCACAUCGAGUUGUGUGUUGGUUGUGGGAUAUUUUAGAAAAAGAUUUUACUGAAGACGAAAAAGGAAUGUUCUUAAAAUUUGUAACCAGCUGUUCAAAACCACCACUUCUUGGUUUCGCACAUUUAGAGCCCCCUUUUUCAAUAAGAUGCGUUGAAGUGGGUGAUGAUGAAGACACAGGAGACACAAUCGGCAGUGUAAUUCGAGGAUUUUUUACGAUAAGAAAAAAAGAUCCUUUGAAUCGUUUACCGACGUCUUCGACCUGUUUCAAUCUUCUAAAACUUCCAAACUAUCAAAAAAAGAGUACUUUAAGAGAAAAACUUCGUUAUGCUGUUACUUGUAACACUGGUUUCGAAUUGUCGUAAUGAUUUUGAUUGGGAAAAGAAAAUGUAUUUAAAAUAAUGAGAAAAAAAGUAUUGUGAUAUCUGUUUCUAUAAUUAAUUUAAAUG
Onthophagus taurus is the source of this 3291-nucleotide messenger RNA. RefSeq names its product ubiquitin-protein ligase E3B. Gene Ontology annotation, biological process: ubiquitin-dependent protein catabolic process; protein polyubiquitination. NCBI's taxonomy places the organism in Eukaryota, Metazoa, Arthropoda, Insecta, Coleoptera, Scarabaeidae. Gene Ontology annotation, molecular function: protein binding; ubiquitin protein ligase activity. The record is from RefSeq and is a predicted model, not a curated record.